AUGGGACAUCCAGUUAGGAUAAAUGGGUUAUAUUCCUCCCAAGGCGAAUCAGUAUAUUUAACAAGUGGAAUGAAGGGGAAGGUUUCGGUAAACAAAGGUGGAACACCUAAGAGGAAGGUGGGCAGACCAAGAAAAAGGAUCGACACAGAGGCUAAGAGUAGGAGGACUGCCCAGAACAGGGCAGCUCAACGAGCGUUCCGAGAUAGGAAGGAAGCCAAAUUGAAAAGUUUGCAGGAGAGGACAGAGUUACUUGAGCAGAGAGAUGCGCAAAACAAGAUCACCACGGAUUUUCUGCAGGGCUCUUUAAGGAGUUUAUUGUCUGAAAUUUCAAGAUAUAGAGCUAAGAAUUCAGAUGACGAAAGAAUACUGGCAUUUCUCGAUAACCUGCAAAAAGAACAAAGGGAUGAGGAACAACAGAAAAGGAAAUAUGAAGAAAAAGAAACAAUUACAGUGAUUAGUAAAAGUACAGAGGGACUGCCAUCUCCCAGUUUAAGUGGAAACAUGAUUGUCAACACAGAUACGGAAGUACACCCGCACACACAAGAAAGCGGGAAAUAUAUCUGGACCAUGGGCUUAUGCAACACUCCUAAGCUAACCAAUAUGUGGGAUUCUCCCCCUCAUAAUCGAACAGGCGCCAUUAUUAUCGGCGACAAAAGUGCUAAUAAUAGUGAAAAUCGAGACUGUAGUCUCGAUCUUGUAUUCAGUGGCGGACAGACCGGUACAGAAGGCUUAGACUACGAGAUUCAUAACCACCUCUCUGGGCAUUCUGAGGGUUUGACCGCUGAAAAAAUAGACUCACUACCAUGUCUUAAUGAAAUUGACCAAAAGUAUUUUUCUCACGAGAUUGAAGAUGAUAUCUUACUUUCUAGCGUGCUCCCCCUUGCUAUAGAGAGCAAGUGCGAUAAUAUAUGCAGGGGCAAGUGUACGGGGAUCAAAUCAUCGUUAAAUAAGGAGAUCAAAUGUGAACUGAUAACAAGGUAUCUGUUGAAUCAGGAAUCUCUAGUUUCGGUACUUCCAAUGCCUUCUCCUCGUGCGAGAAUAUUUGGAACUCAAUCUGAAGCAAUCGAACACAUUACCAGCGCCUUAUCGAAUGAAAAAGCGUCUUGCUGUCGCAUUCUCGAAGAGAUCUCUUCCCUACCAAAGUAUUCUUCUUUGGACAUUGAUAAUUUAUGCAACGAAUUAAUGAUCAAGGCAAAAUGUACAGAUGACUGCAAAAUCGCAGUGCGGGCUCGUGACUUACAAAGUGCUCUUGCUAGACAACUCUUGUAG
Messenger RNA from Saccharomyces paradoxus, 1269 nucleotides. It is a transcript of the gene CAD1, whose product is annotated as Cad1p. Lineage: Eukaryota; Fungi; Ascomycota; Saccharomycetes; Saccharomycetales; Saccharomycetaceae. The transcript has a single exon. Gene Ontology annotation, cellular component: RNA polymerase II transcription regulator complex. The coding region runs from base 1 to 1269 and encodes 422 amino acids. The record is from RefSeq and is a predicted model, not a curated record. Gene Ontology annotation, molecular function: DNA-binding transcription activator activity, RNA polymerase II-specific; transcription cis-regulatory region binding.